This is a messenger RNA of Trifolium pratense (red clover), 537 nucleotides long. RefSeq lists its product as uncharacterized. Bases 1 to 537 code for a protein of 178 amino acids. The transcript has a single exon. Gene Ontology annotation, molecular function: RNA-DNA hybrid ribonuclease activity; nucleic acid binding. NCBI's taxonomy places the organism in Eukaryota, Viridiplantae, Streptophyta, Magnoliopsida, Fabales, Fabaceae. The record is from RefSeq and is a predicted model, not a curated record.
AUGCCUCUUGAUCUCUCAAAUUUUGAUUCCCUUCUUGGCAUGUGUAACAAAGGUUGGAGUCCUCAAUUACAUGAUCUCAUUAUUGCAGCCAUUGUCAAUAUUUUGUGGAAGGUCUGGAAAUGCAGGAACAAUGUCAGAUUUAAUGAUAUUUAUCCCUAUUUUUCUCGUGAUCUGAUCUAUGUGAAAAGUCUUAUUCAUCAAGCAGCUCAUUAUUCCAAAGGUCACAUGUACUCAUCUAUAAAAGAAUUUUCUAUCCUCAAGCAUUUUGGUGUUGAUUGUCAUCCUCCCCCUCCGCCAUCUAUUAAACAAGUCAAUUGGAUCAUGCCCCCUAGUUUUUGGGUGAAGUGCAAUACUGAUGGAGCCUCUAGAGGUUCUCCAGGUAUAUCUUCUUGUGGUGGCAUCUUUAGAGACCAUCUUGGUACUUUUUUAGGUGCAUUUUCAGCUAACAUUGGUGUUGCAACCUCUCUUUAUGCUGAAAUUUGCGCUGCAAUUUAUGCUAUUGAAUUUGCUUCUGCUAAAGGAUGGACCCGUCUUUAG